AAAUUUGGCAAACUCGGCAUAGAUUGAAAAUUUAAUAAAACGACGUCGUGUGACCUGAAGCACGAAAUUUCGUGAUCUGAACUAAAAUAAAAAUACUUAAAAAACAGGACAAAAAACGCAGGCCUCUCUCUUCUCUCUCUCUGCCUGUCCGCGAUCUCAAUCAGAAAAAAAGAAAAAGCAGCAAAAAAUCCAUCAGAUCAAAUAGUAAGGGUGAAGAAAAAUGUCAGGAGCAUCAAUGGUAGGAGAUUCAAGCUCCUGGUCCACAGCUCUCGUCAAGAUUUCACCUUACACUUUCUCCGCUGUCGGCAUCGCCAUCGCCAUCGGCGUCUCCGUCCUCGGCGCCGCCUGGGGAAUUUACAUUACUGGGAGUAGUUUGAUCGGUGCCGCUAUCAAAGCUCCUCGAAUCACUUCCAAGAAUCUCAUUAGUGUAAUCUUCUGUGAAGCUGUUGCUAUAUAUGGUGUUAUUGUGGCAAUUAUUUUACAAACAAAGUUAGAGAGUGUUCCAUCAGCACAGAUAUAUGCACCCGAGUCUCUUAGAGCAGGAUAUGCAAUCUUUGCUUCGGGAAUUAUUGUUGGCUUUGCAAACCUUGUUUGCGGAUUGUGCGUUGGAAUUAUUGGAAGCAGCUGUGCACUGUCUGAUGCACAAAAUUCCUCGCUUUUUGUGAAGAUUCUUGUGAUUGAGAUUUUUGGCAGUGCACUUGGACUGUUUGGAGUGAUUGUAGGUAUAAUUAUGUCAGCUCAAGCAACUUGGCCUGCAAAAUCAGUGUAAUUUGAUGCUCCUAGUAAAAAAAAAAAACAAAAUAGCAAUUUGGUGAUGUGAGAAUGCAACCAGUUUUAUGUACCAGAAAUGAAACCUACAUUUUUUUUUUUAUUUGUUAUUAGUAGGCAUGUAUGUAGAAACUUGCUUGGAAA
This is a messenger RNA of Theobroma cacao (cacao), 912 nucleotides long. RefSeq names its product ATPase, F0/V0 complex, subunit C protein. Lineage: Eukaryota; Viridiplantae; Streptophyta; Magnoliopsida; Malvales; Malvaceae. Gene Ontology annotation, biological process: proton transmembrane transport. The record is from RefSeq and is a predicted model, not a curated record. Gene Ontology annotation, cellular component: proton-transporting V-type ATPase, V0 domain. Gene Ontology annotation, molecular function: proton-transporting ATPase activity, rotational mechanism.